Messenger RNA from Saccharomyces kudriavzevii IFO 1802, 909 nucleotides. RefSeq names its product Slz1p (gene SLZ1). The transcript has a single exon. Lineage: Eukaryota; Fungi; Ascomycota; Saccharomycetes; Saccharomycetales; Saccharomycetaceae. The coding region runs from base 1 to 909 and encodes 302 amino acids. The record is from RefSeq and is a predicted model, not a curated record.
AUGAAUGAAGUCGAUCGGAUCAUUGGCUACAAAAAGUACGAGGUGAAAGUGCCCAAGGACAAACAAAUGCCAAAGAAUAGAUCCAAACGUGCAAAUUUUGAGCAGAUAGAUAGCAGCACAAGGGAAAGGGAAAGGGACAGGGAAAAUGCAAGAACCUUCGCUGAAGAAAGGAAGAGAUUCUUGGAGAGAAUGAGCAAGAAUAAAAGAAAAAAUACGAAUAAAAAGGAUAAAGAAAAGUCAAAAGAAACAGGAAAAGAUAACUAUAAAAAAGACGACAAAAAAUCAAAAGAACAGAAAAAAUUGACGACUACAAGGGAUUUUUGCUUCAAAGAACCGCAUUCGGCGACAUUUAAUCAUAGUGCUCUAGCCAUAGACCCCAAGCCGAAACCUCAGUCUGGAUCAGAUGAUGACGCAGAAUCAAAACCUGGGACCAAAAUCAUGAUAGAUCAAGCUAUUCAGACAUCCAGUCCCCUAAAUGUCCAAUUAUCAGAGCUUUUCAACGACAAUAUCCUCAGCGCCACAAAAGAUAACAGCGCUCUCCUUCAGCACACAGAGUUCACCUCCUGGGAACGUCGUUGGUCGAACUGCAGUACGAUCAGUAACGUGACGACGGUUUCACCAAUUCCAGAUCCCAAAUACGAUGUUAACUACAACGACAUACCUUCGAUCAAUUCAAUUGCGCUGAUGAUCCAAGAUCCUAACAACUACGCAUCAUCCCUAGACUACCAUGAAGGAAAUAAAAAGUUACUCCAAGAAGAGGUGCAAUACUCGAACAAAGCCAAGAGUGCCAUCAUGGGGCUGACAACACUCUGCACAAAUGAAAAACUAAGUUCACAUACAGAAAUAGCCGGCCGACAGGUACCACGCUGGUCCGAAUUCCCCACCUGUUGCAGCCAAACUCUCGCUUAG